This is a messenger RNA of Dovyalis caffra, 204 nucleotides long. NCBI's taxonomy places the organism in Eukaryota, Viridiplantae, Streptophyta, Magnoliopsida, Malpighiales, Salicaceae. The record is from the annotation of a GenBank genome assembly.
AUGGCUACACAGAAAAUUGAAAAUGGAGCAGGCUGUAGGGUGGGGGAGUUCUCAAAGGUCAAACUAAUCGUAGGCAAAGCCUGGAGUAUGCGCGUAAGACAUGACUCGAAGGCAAAGAUGGAAAAAUAUACCUUACAUCCACUGGAUUGGAACUCUGUGCGACAGCCCGUCCAGAUUGACCUGAGUGGUGCUUCAACGAAAUGA